AUGGGGAAAGAAGCAGGCUUCGGGCUGGCCUGCAUCCAGAAGUGUCCUGGGAGCAUGCAGAAGCCGGGGGACCUCUGUGAGGUCCUAAAUCUGUCCAGCUGGCAUGGCAGCCCCAGCGUCUCUGAGGACCACAGGCGGUCCAGCCCUGCAGGGGACAUCGUAGACCUUUGGACAGCUGGACAGCCUGCCGUCUGUGCUCCCACCGGCCCGGCCAGAUCUCAGGCCAUUUACCAUGGGCGCUGCUUCUCCAAGCCCAAGCCAGUGGAACUCAAGAUUGAAGUGGUGCUGCCUGAGAAAGAGCGGGCCAAGGAGGAGCCGGCGGCCGGCGGCAAGGGCAGCCCCCGGGCUUACCAGGGCAAUGGCACAGCGCGCCACUUCCGUGCCGAAGAGCGCCUGCCCACCCCACAGCCCUACCCCAGCCCUCAGGACUGUGUGGAGGCUACUGUCUGCCACGUCAAGGACCUGGAGAAUGGCCAGAUGCGGGAAGUGGAGCUGGGCUGGGGGAAGGUGUUGCUGGUGAAGGACAAUGGGGAAUUCCAUGCCCUGGGCCACAAGUGUCCUCACUAUGGAGCACCCCUGGUGAAAGGUGUGCUGUCCCGGGGCCGUGUGCGCUCCUGGCAUGGUGCCUGCUUCAACAUCAGUACUGGGGACCUAGAGGACUUCCCAGGCCUGGACAGUCUACAUAAGUUCCAGGUGAAGAUUGAGAAGGAGAAGGUGACUGUCCGGGCAAGCAAGCAGGCCCUGCAGCUACAGCGAAGGACCAAGGUGAUGGCCAAGUGCAUCUCUCCGAGCGCUGGCCACAGCAGCAGCACCAAUGUCCUCAUAGUGGGUGCAGGUGCUGCUGGCCUGGUGUGUGCGGAGACCCUGAGGCAGGAGGGCUUCUCAGACCGGAUUGUCCUCUGCACACUGGACCGCCAUCUGCCCUAUGACCGAGCCAAGCUCAGCAAGUCCCUGGAUGCACAACCUGAACAGCUGGCCCUGAGACCCAAGGAAUUCUUCCGGGCCUAUGGCCUCGAGAUGCUCACUGAAGCCCAGGUGGUCACAGUGGACGUGAGGAAUAAGAAGGUCGUGUUCAAGGACGGCUUCAAGAUGGAGUACAGCAGGCUGUUGCUGGCACCAGGCAGCAGCCCUAAGACCCUGACCUGCAGAGGCAAAGAUGUGGAGAACGUGUUCACCAUCCGCACACCCGAGGAUGCCAACCGUGUGGUGAGGCUGGCCCGCGGCCGCAACGCUGUUGUUGUGGGAGCCGGCUUCCUGGGGAUGGAGGUGGCUGCCUAUCUGGCUGAGAAGGCCCACUCAGUGUCUGUGGUGGAGCUGGAGGAGACCCCCUUCCGGAGGUCUGGGGAACGUGUCGGUCGAGCCCUUAUGAAGAUGUUUGAAAACAACCGGGUCAAGUUCUAUAUGCAGACAGAGGUGUUGGAGCUGCGGGCUCAGGAGGGCAAGCUGCAGGAGGUGGUGCUGAGCAGCAAGGUUCUGCGGGCCGAUGUCUGCGUGGUGGGCAUUGGUGCGGUGCCUGCCACAGGCUUCCUGAGGCAGAGUGGCAUUGGUCUGGAUUCCCGAGGUUUCAUCCCAGUCAACAAGAUGAUGCAGACCAACAUCCCCGCUGUGUUUGCUGCUGGUGACGCCGUCACCUUUCCUCUGGCCUGGAGGAACAAUCGGAAAGUGAACAUCCCACACUGGCAGAUGGCCCACGCCCAGGGGCGGGUAGCAGCUGAGAACAUGCUGGCGCAGGAGGCGGAGAUCAACACGGUGCCCUAUCUGUGGACUGCCAUGUUUGGCAAGAGUCUCCGCUAUGCGGGCUACGGAGAAGGCUUCGAUGAUGUCAUCAUUCAGGGGGAUCUGGAAGAGCUGAAGUUUGUGGCUUUUUACACCAAAGGUGAUGAAGUGAUUGCUGUGGCCAGCAUGAACUACGAUCCCAUCGUAUCCAAGGUGGCUGAGGUGCUGGCCUCGGGUCGAACCAUCCGGAAGCGGGAGGUGGAGCUGUUUAUGCUGCACGGCAAAACCGGUGACAUGUCUUGGCUCACAGGGAAAGGAUCCUGAGCUCUCAUGUGGUGGACCUGGGCAGGCCUCUGGGGCACCAAGGUCAGAG
Peromyscus leucopus (white-footed mouse) is the source of this 2089-nucleotide messenger RNA. Its product is annotated as apoptosis-inducing factor 3-like. The record is from RefSeq and is a predicted model, not a curated record. Gene Ontology annotation, biological process: execution phase of apoptosis. Gene Ontology annotation, molecular function: flavin adenine dinucleotide binding; 2 iron, 2 sulfur cluster binding; oxidoreductase activity, acting on NAD(P)H. Gene Ontology annotation, cellular component: mitochondrion; cytoplasm. NCBI's taxonomy places the organism in Eukaryota, Metazoa, Chordata, Mammalia, Rodentia, Cricetidae.